This is a messenger RNA of Homo sapiens (human), 4523 nucleotides long. RefSeq names its product retinol dehydrogenase 13 (gene RDH13). The record is from RefSeq and is a predicted model, not a curated record. Gene Ontology annotation, molecular function: all-trans-retinol dehydrogenase (NADP+) activity. The coding region runs from base 117 to 1112 and encodes 331 amino acids. Lineage: Eukaryota; Metazoa; Chordata; Mammalia; Primates; Hominidae. Gene Ontology annotation, cellular component: mitochondrial inner membrane. The transcript is spliced from 8 exons. Gene Ontology annotation, biological process: retinol metabolic process.
GCGCCUCCGCUCGCCUGUGGCUGCGUCGCGCGCUCUUCCUCGGAGCUACCCAGGCGGCUGGUGUGCAGCAAGCUCCGCGCCGACCCCUGACGCCUGACGCCUGUCCCCGGCCCGGCAUGAGCCGCUACCUGCUGCCGCUGUCGGCGCUGGGCACGGUAGCAGGCGCCGCCGUGCUGCUCAAGGACUAUGUCACCGGUGGGGCUUGCCCCAGCAAGGCCACCAUCCCUGGGAAGACGGUCAUCGUGACGGGUGCCAACACAGGCAUCGGGAAGCAGACCGCCUUGGAACUGGCCAGGAGAGGAGGCAACAUCAUCCUGGCCUGCCGAGACAUGGAGAAGUGUGAGGCGGCAGCAAAGGACAUCCGCGGGGAGACCCUCAAUCACCAUGUCAACGCCCGGCACCUGGACUUGGCUUCCCUCAAGUCUAUCCGAGAGUUUGCAGCAAAGAUCAUUGAAGAGGAGGAGCGAGUGGACAUUCUAAUCAACAACGCGGGUGUGAUGCGGUGCCCCCACUGGACCACCGAGGACGGCUUCGAGAUGCAGUUUGGCGUUAACCACCUGGGUCACUUUCUCUUGACAAACUUGCUGCUGGACAAGCUGAAAGCCUCAGCCCCUUCGCGGAUCAUCAACCUCUCGUCCCUGGCCCAUGUUGCUGGGCACAUAGACUUUGACGACUUGAACUGGCAGACGAGGAAGUAUAACACCAAAGCCGCCUACUGCCAGAGCAAGCUCGCCAUCGUCCUCUUCACCAAGGAGCUGAGCCGGCGGCUGCAAGGCUCUGGUGUGACUGUCAACGCCCUGCACCCCGGCGUGGCCAGGACAGAGCUGGGCAGACACACGGGCAUCCAUGGCUCCACCUUCUCCAGCACCACACUCGGGCCCAUCUUCUGGCUGCUGGUCAAGAGCCCCGAGCUGGCCGCCCAGCCCAGCACAUACCUGGCCGUGGCGGAGGAACUGGCGGAUGUUUCCGGAAAGUACUUCGAUGGACUCAAACAGAAGGCCCCGGCCCCCGAGGCUGAGGAUGAGGAGGUGGCCCGGAGGCUUUGGGCUGAAAGUGCCCGCCUGGUGGGCUUAGAGGCUCCCUCUGUGAGGGAGCAGCCCCUCCCCAGAUAACCUCUGGAGCAGAUUUGAAAGCCAGGAUGGCGCCUCCAGACCGAGGACAGCUGUCCGCCAUGCCCGCAGCUUCCUGGCACUACCUGAGCCGGGAGACCCAGGACUGGCGGCCGCCAUGCCCGCAGUAGGUUCUAGGGGGCGGUGCUGGCCGCAGUGGACUGGCCUGCAGCCAGCAAACCCCAAACAGGAACCUAUGGUUGGUGAUGGAUGUGCGUUCAGAAAGCAGGGAGGGAGGGGGAGUCAGAGGUGAGGGGGUCAUCAGCCAUAGCUGUCCGCUGCAUCACCCCCUCGCUAUCUCCAGGAAGCGUUCUGGGCUUUUCCUGUUGUGCAGUGUGGAAGUGCUCUAUCUUCAUUCAUAUCAAGGAAAGUCAAAGGACAAACUAAAGCCGGCAGCGUCUUUCUGGCUUCCUAGUCAGGCUGUUCGGUAGCGGAGUGUCACCCUGAUUUCCAGCCCCGCAGCACACACAGUGAGAGCCUGCCUGGCGUGAUUCAGAGGCAACGUAUUUCCCAAGGUGGCUGUGAAGGAACCAGGGGGAUAAACACAGCCCGUGAACCGCACGCCAGAGGACAGGUCCGGCUGCCUGCCGCGGAGUCGUCACGGCGUGUCGCGUCUGAGCGCUUCUCCAAAGCACCCAAGUGGCACCCGGGGUGACAGUUACAUCAUCUUGAGUACAGUUCUCUCAAGGAAAAAGCAAGCCCAGCAUCUUCUGCCAUGGCAACCCUGGCUUGGAGCCUCCAUAAGAGAGAAGGCCCUAAGAAUAAUACCAUUUUCUUGCUCUAAGUUGCUCUUACGGGAAAGAAGUGAUAAUAUUCUUCCUAAACGCCAUCAUUCGUGCAUCCUUCCCACCUAUAUGUGUCACCGGAUCAUUCUCCGCCUGGGCGGGGCCGUCCUGUGCACUGCAGAAUGCUGAGCAGUGUCCUUGGCUUCGACCGACCACAUGCCAGGAGCACCCCAAUUUCUGCCAUCGGGUGAUUGACUUCACUGUUGCAUUUGAUUUUUUAUGUAUCUUUUAAAAGGACCCAAUAGGGCCAGGCACAGUGGCUCACACUUGUAAUCCCAGCACUUUGGGAGGCUGAGGUCGGUGGAUUGCUUGAGCCCAGGAGGAGUUCAAGACCAGCCUGGGCAACAUAGUGAAACCCCAACUCUACAAAAAACAAAUGUUUUAUUUUUAUUUAUUUUAGAUGGAGUUUCACUCUUGUUGCCCAGGCUGGAGUGCAGUGGCGCAAUCUCGGCUCACUGCAACUUCUGCCUCCCGGGUUCAAGCGAUUCUCCUGCCUCAGCCUCCUGAGUAUCUGGGAUUACAGGCAUGCGCCACCACACCCAGCUAAUUUUGUAUUUUUAGUAGAGAUGGCGUUUCUCCAUGUUGGUCAGGCUGGUCUCAAACUCCCGACCUCAGGUGAUCUGCCUGCCUCGGCCUCCCAGAGUGUUGGGAUUACAGGCGUGAGCCACCACGCCCAGCCGGGUUUAUAGUUUUAUAACCCUUAUGACAAAUCUCAUAGUAUUCUGCAGGGAUAAGCAUGAAACCACUCGUUCAAUAAGUGCAAACAAAAACGCCAACAAUUCUUAAGACAUUUCUAAUCUUAUUUUACCAAUAAUUUUAAAGCCAGCUUAUGUAUUAAAGAUUUAUAACUACUUUUAUUAACACGUUUAAAAUUCUAUGCAGCUUAAAGCAUUUAUAAUGGAUAAAACUGCCAAUACUGAGUGCCUGACAUAAUAUUUGAAAGGUGGCAGGCAUUCAACCAUGGUCACUGAAUGAGAGAUGUAGGGAAGAUGAUGGCAGGGAGGUUUUUAGAUAUCAACACCCUGAUAGUUCUCAUUUUAACCACCUGUAAGUGCACAUACAAGUCAACGGCACUGGCCGGGCGCGGUGGCUCAUGCCUGUAUUCCCAGCACUUUGGGAGGCCAAAUCACAAGGUCAGGAGAUCGAGACCAUCCUGGCUAACACGGUGAAACCCCGUCUCUACUAAAAAUACAAAAAAUCAACUAGGCAUGGUGGCACGCACCUGUAGUCCCAGCUACUCAGGAGGCUGAGGCAGGAGAAUCGCUUGAACCUGGGAGGCGGAGGUUGCGGUGAGCCAAGAUCGCGCCACUGCACUCCAGCCUCGGCGACAGAGUGAGACUCCGUCUCAAAAAACCAAAAAACAAAAAACAGUCAAUGGCAUUAAAUAUAAAUACAUUUACAGUGUUGUGUAACCAUCACCACUAUGGAUCCCCCAGACUUUGUCAUCAUCUUCAACCUAAGCGCUCCCUAUUAAAUAGUAACUCCCCACUUUUCCCAGGCCUUGGCAACCACCAUUCUAAUCCCUGUCUCUAUGAAUUUGACUCCUCUCGAUACCUCAGAUAAGCGGCACAAUGCAGUAUUUAUCUGUCAAGUCCGGAAUAUUUCCUUUAGCAUAAUGUCUUCAAGGUCCAUCACGUUGUAGCAUGUAUCUGAAUUUAUUCUUUUAUAAUAUUUUUUAUUUUUUGGAGACAGAAUCUCGCUCUGUCACCCAGGCUGGAGUGCAAUGGCGCGAUCUCGGCUCACCGCAACUUCCGCGUCCCGGGUUCAAGCCAUUCUCCUGUCUCAGCCUCCGGAGUAGCUGGGACUACAGGUGCCUGCCGCCAUGCCCGGCUAUUUUUUUUUUGUAUUUUUUGGGGGUUUUACUGUGUUGCCCAGGCUGGUCUUGAACUGCUGAGCUCAGGCAAUCUGCCUGCCUCAGCCUCCUAAAGUACUAGGAUUACAGGCAUGGGCCACCACGCCCGGCCUUAUUUUUAUUUUUGAGACAGUCUCACUCUGCCGCCCAGGCUGGAGUGCAGUGGUGCGAUCUCGGCUUACCGCAAUCUCUGCCUCCCAGGUUCAAGCGAUUCUCAUGCCUCCGUCUCCCAAGUAGCUGGGAUUACAGGCACCUGCCACCAUGCCCGGCUAAUUUAACGCCCAGCUAAUUUUUGUAUUUUUAGUAGAGAUGGGGUUUCACCAUGUUAACCAGGCUGGUCUCGGACUCCUGACCUCAGGUGAUCCGCCCGCCUCGGCCUCCCAAAGUGCUGGGAUUACAGGCGUGAGCCACUGUGCCUGGCUGAUUUUUAUUCUUUUAGUUAAGGCUGGUUGAUAUUACCUUGUGUGUAUAUACCACAUGUUGUUUAUCCAUUGUUGUUGAUGGACAUGUGGGUGGUUUCACCUUUUGGCUAUUGUGAAUAAAGCUGCUAUGAACACUGUGUACAAAUAUGUUAGAGACCCUGUUUUCAGUUCUUUUAGGUGUGUACCCCGAAGUGGAAUUGCUGGAUUUUAUGGCAAUCCCACGUUUAACUUCUGGAGGAGCUGCUGGAACUGUUUUCCACAGCAGGGGCGCCAUGUUACGUCCCUGCCAGCAAUGCACGCGCAGUUCAAUUUCUCUGCAUACUCACCAAUAUCUGCUGUUUUCCAUUAAAAAAAA